This is a messenger RNA of Perca flavescens (yellow perch), 5656 nucleotides long. RefSeq names its product formin-like 2a (gene fmnl2a). Gene Ontology annotation, molecular function: small GTPase binding; actin filament binding. The coding region runs from base 525 to 3767 and encodes 1080 amino acids. Gene Ontology annotation, biological process: regulation of cell shape; cortical actin cytoskeleton organization; cell migration. Gene Ontology annotation, cellular component: cytosol. NCBI's taxonomy places the organism in Eukaryota, Metazoa, Chordata, Actinopteri, Perciformes, Percidae. The record is from RefSeq and is a predicted model, not a curated record. The transcript is spliced from 26 exons.
GGGAGAAAAGUGGGAGGCUUGCGAGAGAGUGUGUGCAGCAGUGGUGUGUGUGUGGAGCCCCCUCCUCCUUAACUAGCUGGUCAGCACAGCAGCGGAGGGAUUAGUGAAGCCAGCUCCACUCUCUACUAACAGACGGAGGGGGAUUGCAAUAAGCGUGAAUCAUGCACGUCGUCAUUACUACCGGCUGGGAGUGGAGCCGAAAUUGUGCAAGAUACGGAUAACAGCGAAGAAAGGUCCGUGUGGAUCCAGUCAAGUUUGGUCUCCUCGUUCCGCCGUGAAAAUGCCUCACCAGGGUCUCUGCUGCUGCUGCCGCUGCCGCUGCCUCUCGGACCCGUCGCAUUAUACUGCCUCCCUCACAUGUGCUUUAUGUUGAAGAAGUAACCAGGAGGAUAUAUAUAGACCUGUAAGGAGUCUGUGAGAGCGAUAAACAAAAGGACGUACGGAUAUUUGUUUUCCUUUUCGCCGUGCGGGAAAUUGUCUCAAGUGGAAGAAAGAGGGAGAAAAGUUUUACUGGUUGGUCAAACAUGGGGAACGCAGGGAGCAUGGACCAGCACACUGAUUUUAGAGGACACAACAUGCCUCUGAAACUACCCAUGCCGGAGCCAGGUGAACUGGAGGAAAGGUUUGCAACCGUUUUGAACUCGAUGAAUCUUCCUCCAGACAAAGCGCGACUGUUGCGGCAGUAUGACAACGAGAAGAAGUGGGAACUCAUCUGUGACCAGGAGCGAUUCCAAGUGAAAAACCCGCCUCACACAUACCUCCAAAAGCUGAGGAGUUAUCUAGACCCAGCAGUCACACGGAAGAAAUUCAGACGGAGAGUUCAGGAGUCCACCCAAGUCCUGAGAGAACUGGAAAUUUCGUUACGUACCAAUCAUAUAGGGUGGGUGAGAGAAUUCUUAAAUGAAGAGAACAAAGGCCUGGAUGUGCUGGUGGAGUAUCUUUCUUUUGCACAGUAUGCCGUCACGUUUGAUGGAGACUGUGCAGAGAACAACCCAGAGGCUGCUAUGGAUAAGUCUAAGCCCUGGAGCCACUCUAUAGAAGACCUCCAUGGAGGAAGCACCCUGCCGUCUUCCAUCGCUGGAAACGGCAUCACACGUGCUAGCCGACAUUCCACGAUACGCUGCAACACCCUUCCGAGCCGGAGAACUCUGAAAAACUCCAGACUGGUUUGCAAGAAAGACGAUGUCCAUGUCUGCAUCAUGUGCCUGCGUGCUAUCAUGAACUACCAGUAUGGCUUCAACAUGGUCAUGUCACACCCACAUGCUGUGAAUGAAAUUGCACUAAGUCUCAACAAUAAAAACCCAAGAACUAAAGCUCUGGUCUUGGAGCUCCUGGCGGCAGUUUGUCUCGUGAGAGGAGGCCAUGAAAUUAUUCUCUCUGCAUUCGACAACUUUAAGGAGGUGUGCAUUGAGACGCAGCGAUUUGAGAGGCUAAUGGAGUAUUUCAAGAACGAGGACAACAACAUCGACUUCAUGGUGGCCUGUAUGCAGUUCAUCAACAUAGUCGUGCACUCAGUGGAGGACAUGAACUUCAGAGUUCACCUACAGUAUGACUUCACCAAGCUGUGUCUGGACGACUACUUAGACAAACUAAAGCAUACAGAGAGCGAUAAGCUGCAGGUUCAGAUCCAGGCCUACUUGGAUAAUGUGUUUGACGUGGGAGCCCUUCUGGAGGAUGCUGAGACCAAAAAUGCUGCCCUGGAGCGCGUGGAGGAGCUGGAGGAGAACAUGUCACAUAUGACAGAGAAGCUGCAGGACACUGAGAACGAGGCCAUGUCCAAGAUCGUGGAGCUGGAAAAGCAGCUGAUGCAAAGGAACAAGGAGCUUGAAUCGAUCAGGGAAGUCUACAAAGACACCAGCUCGCAGGUCCACUCACUGCGGCAGAUGUUGAAGGAGAAGGACGAGGCCAUCCAGCGACAGAGUAACCUGGAGAAGAAGAUCCACGAACUUGAAAAACAGGGCACCAUCAAGAUCCACAAGAAGGGAGAUGGAGACAUCUCCAUCCUGCCCUCACCACCCUCCGGUGUGGAGGGCUUGCUGGGUGCUGUGUUGGGAGCAAACGGCGCAGCAAAUCAUGUGGGAGUGGCAGCCGGCACGCUGGCUCCACCACCUCCUCCUCCACUGCCAGUGAACGGCACAUUGUCAAACGGACCAUCAGCAGUCAUUCCUGCAGCAGCUCCCCCACCUCCACCGCCUCCCCCUCCACCUCCGCCUCCUCCCCCAGGGCCAGCCUCACAGAUCUCAGCACCUCUGCCCCCUCCGCCUCCUCCUGUAGCGCCCCCACUGCCCGGCUGUGGGACGCCUACGGUCAUCAUGAACUCUGGGUUAGCAGCUGUUAAGAUCAAGAAACCCAUCAAGACAAAGUUCCGUAUGCCCGUCUUCAACUGGGUAGCCCUGAAACCAAACCAGAUCAACGGGACUGUCUUCAAUGAGAUUGAUGACGAGAGGAUACUUGAGGACCUGAACGUGGACGAGUUUGAGGAGAUGUUUAAGACUAAAGCCCAGGGCCCGGCUAUUGACCUCACCAUGAACAAGCAGAAGGUCAUCCAGAAGGGGCCCAACAAGGUGGCGCUACUGGACUCCAACAGAGCAAAGAACCUGGCCAUCACACUGAGGAAAGUGGGCAAGACCCCUGAGGAGAUCUGCAAGGCCAUUCAGAUCUUUGACCUGCGAACUCUGCCGGUCGACUUCGUGGAGUGUCUGAUGCGCUUCCAGCCCACCGAGAAUGAGAUUAAAAUCAUGCGGCAGUAUGAGAAGGAGCGCAAGCCGCUGGAGAACCUGCCGGACGAGGACCGCUUUAUGAUGCAGUUUAGUAAAAUCGAGCGGCUCAUGCAAAAGAUGACCAUCAUGGCCUUCAUCGGCAACUUCUGUGAGAGCGUGCAGAUGCUCACACCGCAAAUUCACGCAGUCAUCGCAGCAUCUGUGUCCAUCAAGUCCUCACAGAAACUAAAGAAAAUUCUAGAGAUCAUCUUGGCACUCGGAAACUACAUGAACAGCAGCAAAAGAGGAGCUGUGUACGGAUUCAAGCUGCAAAGUUUAGACUUGCUACUGGAUACCAAGUCGACAGACCGUAAGAUGACGUUGUUACACUACAUAGCCAAUGUGGUAAAGGAGAAAUACUCACAAGUUUCUCUCUUCUACAACGAGCUGCACUACGUGGAGAAAGCUGCAGCAGUGUCGUUGGAGAACGUCCUGCUGGAUGUUAGGGAGCUGCAGAGAGGCAUGGAGCUGACCAAAAGAGAGUACAGCAUGCACGGCCACAACACCAUGCUCAAAGACUUCAUCACACACAAUGAGAACAAGCUGAAGAAGCUGCAGGAUGAUGCCAAGAUUGCACAGGAUGCCUUUGACGAGGCAGUGAAGUUCUUCGGGGAGAACUCUAAAACCACGCCGCCCUCCGUCUUCUUCCCUGUGUUUGUGCGAUUUGUUAGGGCUUACAGGCAAGCAGAAGAGGACAACGAGCAGAAAAAGAGAGCAGAGCAGAUUUUGAUGGAGAAACUUCUAGAACAGGAGGCCAUGAUGGAGGAAGACCAGAAGUCUCCUCAUAAGAACAAACGGCAGCAGCAAGAGCUGAUCCAGGAGCUCAGGAAGAAACAGGUGAAAGACAGUCGCCACGUCUACGAAGGCAAAGAUGGAGCGAUUGAGGACAUCAUCACGGAUUUGAGGAAUCAGCCUUACAGGCGAGCGGACGCUGUGCGGAGGAGUGUCAGGAGACGCUUUGAUGAUCAGAACCUGCGGCCGGUGAACAAUGGUGAAGUGAUGAUGUGACGAGGGAGCAGUGCAUGUGCUGUUGGGGGGGUUGAAGAUGGUGAGGAUGUGUAAGAGAGGGAGAGACAGGAGGUUUGAUUCAGAGUGAAGGAUGAUAAGUGAAAGAUGACAAGUGUAGCAACCAUAGAGAUGUGUGUAUGUAUGUAUAUAUAUAUAUAUAUUACAUAAGAAUACACAUUAUUCCAUGUCUGUGGUAUAGUAGCAGCUUUUCACUAUGAAGGACUGGGAGCUGUAUGGGACUGCAUUUAAAGUGUCUGAAAGGUUGAUUCAGAAACCAAGUGCCUGAACUUAUUUGUGUGGGCUAGUGUCACGCCAUCUUCAGUUUGUCUGAUGACUGUUUGUAAUAUUCCCCACUUCAAGCAAUACAAUUUGACCUGGCUUUAAUUUUAAGAUGUGUAAAACUGGACUUACGGUGGCCUUAAGAGCCACGUGAAGAGAUGCUUCCUUGGAAACCUAACGUAGAAUGUAUGGGACACGUUCCCUUUAGCUGUUACAAGUAUUACAUCUUGUAGUGUUGAGUUUGACAGUCUGUAGUGUCUCGGUACAUUCCGGUGCUCUUUUUCAUUCCUCUUGCUAUACAAACGUGCUCAACUUUGCACUUUUUGCAUCUAAUGAGGUUUUUCAACUUUGACUAAAAGGGCUGAAGAAGGUGAUCAGAAAAAGUAAUUAAAUAUCUAUAUUUUUACUAAAGUAAGUUUUAAGGAUGAUGAAGAAUGAACGGAAAAGACAAAACCAUUUCAAAACAAGACUGGGCUAAUGUGAAUUGUAUAUACCAGGCCUCUCUCCAUGCGGACUUCUCUUUAUAAUUUGUUACUUCAGUUAAUGAAUCAAGCCUGACAUUGUAGCCCUUAAUCUGAAGAAUAAGCCGCCUGCUCACAUAAAACUCUGCCGUCCAUUUAAAAUGUUGCAUUUCUGUAGCAGCAGAGCAGUUUGCCUGGUGUCUGGGAACAAAUUACAAGCCACUGAGCCUGUAAAACAUAAAACACAUUUUCUACCAAAUGUAGAAACUGCAUGAAAGAUACUGAACCCAACUGGAUAUAACUUUGCAUUUCAUCUUAUUUUUCACAGAUUAGUUACAUUCCAGGCUACUGCGUCUACUCACUUUUAUUGUAAUUUUAAUGUAUAGUAUUUAACCACUGAAAGGAUUCCUUUAAGCUCAUGUUUUCAUUUAAUGUGUCCAUUGUCAUCAGAAACCUGGCAAAACAAAAGUAUACAACACAAAAGUUUCCUAAAUGUACAGAUAUUUUGCAACAAACCAUGCUUUUUUUUUUUUUUUUUUACUUAAUUCACAUUACCAGAUGGUUAAUAUUGUACAUAUUGUUUAAACAAAAGUUUUCAUUGCCUUGUGUUUUACAACUUGAAUGUUAUUUUAACUUAUAGUUUUUGUUUUCCAUUUUUUGUAUAUUUAAUUAAGCCAAAUGCAGCCAGAAUCUAAGGUAGUGUUAAAUCCUAAUCGUCUCACGGUGAUGCAGGAGGCUGCAGACCACUGACUUUGCGUGUGGGUGUGUCACAGGUACAUCAAAGCCAGCUACAAAAACAUGAUCUAAUUUGCAAAUGUUGGUACAUUGAACAGAUGUAUACUCCUAAUCAUACACAUUGUAUCUAAUAAUAAAACUAAUUUCUAUUAGUUGACCUGCAACUAGCUGGAUUUGUGGCUUAGUGAUGCACUCUCCUGUGAUUCUCUCCACUAAAGCACAUGCUGCCAUUCAUCUCCUAAUCUAACUGGAUAAUACUGGCAUGUUUUUUUUUGUUUUUUUUUUUACUUCCACCAGAAAUGUAUUUUAGGCAGUUUGUGCUUAUUACAAAAUAACAAGCUUUUUUUCUGAAUUAGUUGAUAUGAGAUUUUCAACGAAUAUGGUUAAAAUAAACUAUUUACAUUGAAUAUAAAA